Rhincodon typus (whale shark) is the source of this 4731-nucleotide messenger RNA. RefSeq names its product FERM and PDZ domain-containing protein 1 (gene frmpd1a). Gene Ontology annotation, cellular component: cytoskeleton. NCBI's taxonomy places the organism in Eukaryota, Metazoa, Chordata, Chondrichthyes, Orectolobiformes, Rhincodontidae. The coding region runs from base 1 to 4731 and encodes 1576 amino acids. Gene Ontology annotation, molecular function: protein binding. The record is from RefSeq and is a predicted model, not a curated record. The transcript is spliced from 15 exons.
AUGGAAGAACGAGUGGAUAACAUGGUCCAAGCCCGCAAAUCCCACAAAGUUGAACAAAUGGUGUCAAAAUGGCUUCGCCUUACACGAGAUAAUUCACAGAGGAAUCGAGGUCCAGCCAAUGGAGCAACUGCUAACACGAACCAGCUGAGCAGCCCAUUGAAGGUGACAGUGAAGAUUAUCAAAGAUCCAUUUCUGGACCAUGGAUUUGUGAUCUCAGAAGGUUCACCAGUAUGUGUGAGGUCUGUCGCUGCAGGUGGUCCUGGAGAGGGGAAGCUGUUCCCAGGAGAUCAGAUCGUACAAAUUAAUAACAUGCCCCUGGAUAUGAUUUCCCAGGAACAUAUCGAUAAUAUUAUUAGGGAAUGUGGUAACACUGUUACAGUCACUGUACUUCGAAAUACCUCAGGGCCCAAGUCAUCAUUUAUUACUGAAGAAAAGCGAGCCAGACUGAAAAGUAACCCAGUCAAAGUACGCUUUGCUGAAGAAGUGAUUGUCAAUGGCCACACGCAGGGUAACUCACUUCUUUUCAUGCCCAGUGUUCUCAAGGUGUAUUUGGAAAAUGGACAGACCAAAGCCUUUCGAUAUGAGAAAAAUACAACGGUGAAGGAUAUCAUCCUCACCCUGAAGUCGAAGUUGUCCAUUCGUUGUAUUGAACAUUUUGCUCUUGUUUUGAAGGAACGGUACAGUAUCACCAAGGUUUAUCUCUUACACGAUGAUGAAAUCAUUGAGCAGGUAGUCCAGAAGCGGGAGCCCCGUGACUAUAGAUGUCUCUUCAGGGUUUGUUUCCUGCCAAGAGAUCCACUCGUACUUUUACAAGAAGAUCCAGUUGCCUUUGAAUACCUAUACUCACAGAGUUGCAAUGAUGUGCUGCAGGAGAAGUUUGCGAUGGAGAUGAAAUGCAACACUGCUAUCCGUCUUGCAGCGCUGCAAAUUCAGGAAUGCAUCCUGAGCUCCAAGCAGUCUCAGAAAGUCUCCAUGAAGUACAUUGAGAAGGAUUGGGGAAUUGAGAAUUUUGUCUCACCAACUCUGCUUCACAACAUGAGGGAGAAAGAUAUCAGAAAGGCCAUUAACUAUCAUCUUAAGAACAAUCAUAGCUUGAUUGCACCAGGACAAAAGCAACUGAUAUCGACAGCACAGGUCCGGUUAAAUUACCUGAAUAUACUGAGUGAUCUUCGAACAUAUGGAGGGAAAACCUUUAACGCAACGCUUCUGCUGCAGGACAGAGAAUCAUUUAUUACGUUGUUGGUAGGAGCCCAGUAUGGUAUCAGCCAAGUCAUUAACAGCAAGCUCAAUAUUAUAAACCAGUUAACAAACUUCAACAACAUUAGGAAGUUGGAAUUGACCUUCGAGUGUGAGAAGGUCAGCAUGGUGAGCAUCUACCUCAUGGAUGUGAAGUCCCUGACUUUGUUACUGGAAUCUCAUCAUGCCAAAGACCUUGUGUGUUUGAUUGCUGGAUAUCAUAGACUAUAUGUAAACCCAACAGACUCCAUAUUCAUCUGGCCUAGCAACUAUCAAAGUCAGACACUUACAAGUGAAGAAGGUGAUGAGGCCCGAGGAUUAAGUGAUUCAGAGUCAACGUCAGACAUUGACUCAUCGUUGGAUUUGUCUAUAGAGCUCCACAAAUUGAGAAAUGGAUUCAUACAACCUCUGACUGAAGAAAAUGAAGAUAUUGAGAACUCAGAAAGUGAGGCUACAGACAGUGACUGCUUAAGGGAGGAUAUUCAGGAAGAGACCAGUUGCAGCACAGGGGACGUGUCUGAUCUGAAUGAUGAAACAAUAAGUCAGGGAGGAGACAUUUGUGAAAGAAGCUGUUCUGCCUACUCUAUGGACGAACUGCAAACAGAGACUUCAAUGAGCAGUACAUCAGGUCCACACUCACAUGGCGAGAUUUCUGAAGAUGAUGAUAAAGAUUCUAUCACUGAAGAGAGUGAAGGUGAGCCAGUUAUGAAGAAGCACUGUAUCAUGGAAUCUAAAGCCAGUUUCGAACAGCCUUCAACAGACUCCUUAAUCUCUACUCAGUCCCUUUCUAAAUACAUUGCCAGUGAUAUAAAGGUGUUUUGCUCUUCUCCUGACCUUAGCCAAAGUGAGAACCCUUACACUGCAGAAUGUUGUAACCAGUGCCCCAGCAAUGAUGGUGAGAGUCAUGCAGAAGGGGACGGAUCUUGGAGUUUGACAAGUCAUGGCCUGCUCACUGAGUUACCACCAAUUCCUCUUCCAGAGGAACCAGCUACUGACAGGGAGCUAUCCAGUGAGGUCCGCACUAUCCCGAUUCUGGAUCCUCCCCCUGGCUUUCAGGACAGCAGUUCUGAUGACGAAUUUUUCGAUGCAGCUGAAAAAUUUACUGAUGUAGAACGUCCAGUUGACAUCAAGUUCAGUGGAACUGGAGCAGAUUUGGAAACUGACAAUAUUAAGGGGAUUGAAAUGAAGCAAAAUAUGCAGAUAAGUCAAAGUCUUUAUGACACUGGACUGGACAUCAAAUCUGCUGAAUGCAUCAAAGGUAAAACAGAAGAAACAAAAUACACAACUACAGGAAAAAUACCUUUUACAUCCAAUGACGUACGUGAUGUAAAAGCUGUUCAAUCACAGUGUCAUUCAAGCAAAGCUGGAGAUCAUGUGUGUUGUUAUGAAAAGGAACAUCUUAUAACAAAAAUGCAGCAAUUGACAACACUUUGUUCUUUGACAAGUAUGGAGAAUGAACCAGCCUUGUUGGAAACUAAGCCUAUUGGUCCAUUAAAGUCCAUUUCCACCUGUGCCAAUAAAAAGGUCCCAUCAGAUUUAAUGGAGAUGGAGCCAGAUACCAUGGAAACAAAAUCAGUCACAGAAGCAAUACCUGUCAUUACUACAGUCUCAGCUAGACGUUACCCAUGUGAUUCAGACAUGAGAGAGGGCUGUCCUCCUUAUACAGAGAAUAAAGCAGAAGAAAGCACAGACAGACCUUCUCUUAAAGCAAAGCUGCGUGGAGCUGAUUGCUGCGAUAUGGAGGAGUGUUCAAGCCCUUCAGGUGUACCUUCGGGUGUAAUCCUAGAGUUUGGACAAGCAUACUCGCAGAAUCUAACAGAAGAUAAGAUGUAUAAUGUUACCACUGUGUCUUGCACUGAUGAACAACAAACCAUGAACACAAUUAGCAUGAAAGACAAGGAGCAUGAUAAAGCAAUUGUCAAAAACAAUACAGUCCUACAAAUGGGAGAUAAGCACACUCAGUCGGUGGACAUGGGUCAAAGUGGAACUGCAUUCAGGCAAACUUUAUGUCAGGUAAACUCCAAGGAGAAUAUGUUCAACUCCAAAGAAGUGGUUAACAAUGGUCAAAGAGGAGGAUCAUGUUACCAAAAUGAUGAUGGCAGUAUAACUUCACAGAUAUAUUCUGUGAUGUCCAGAGGAGAUCAGACAGUAUUCUCAGAAAACUCAGUACUGGAAGAGGAGAUCUCCAGCAGGAGGAACUCAUCUGAGACAGGCAAAGAAAGCAAAGAUGCUUACUCGUUUGACAUAUCCAGGCUACUCUUGAAUUUAAACCGAGUCUCCUUUAAGACAUUUGGCAUGGUUAAACAUUUGGGAUCACCACACUUAGAAACAAAGAUGGAAACUUGCUCAGCGGGGUCUCUAAGCAUUUCUGAAUGUAAAAUGGAGCCUGCAGAAGACAGCUCGAAAGAUUACUUAUCAAAAACAGAACAGAACCCUAACCAGACUGAGUCAAGAGUGUCUCCCACACUAGCAAAUGUAAAUGAGAUCAGUACACCGAUACUUUGCCCAGAAGGUAAAAACCUUCCUCGGGAAAUACCUUCACUGUCAAAUACAUCAAGCCCGCUUUGUGAAGUAGACAGCUCGAUCAUUCAGAAAUCCACAAAUGCAACUCAGCAAAGUGAAUGUCUCUCCAUCAAAUGUCUACAACAAAUAAAAUAUAAAAGUAGUUUGAAUGUUGACUCCACUGUUUCAGCUGUCCUUACAACUGACAUGGAUAAGGAAAUAGAUGAACAGCUCCCAAAGGGUGGCAAGGAUAUGUGUAGCUGUCAGAUAGUAUAUGGGAACUGUUUUAGAGCACAGGGCACUGAUGCUAAUGACGAAAACAAAGAUGUAGCCUAUUCCACACAGCAGUGUUCACCAAAGACCACCCCACCUGAUUCAGGAAGCCACUUGUCUCAAUACCUCACUACAUUUACUGGACAAAGUGAGAAAACUGUGCUUACCAAUUGCUCCUUUGAUUUUCCUAAAACUGAUCUUACACCAAUGCUUGAAAGCUCCAUUCUGUCACAUUUCAAGGAUAAAAAAUACAGCAUGCCAAAUGGAUUCAGGCUGAUACAGAACGAUAUCAUGGAGCUGCUCAACAUGCUGAAAGAAUUCCCCAGAGAAAGCCACGUAGAGGAAGAAUGUGCAAUACUUACUUCAUCAACACAGCAGAAAUUAUAUACUGAAAGUGGAAAGCUGACGUCUGCUUGCCAGAAGGGCAUCAAAGUAGACCAGGCCCCUGUGGAGAUGCUCCUGGGAGUUUCUGAAAGUUUCCAGGCCCUCGUACAGCUAACAGCAACAUGUCUCCAGUUCACGACCUGCAUGCAUUGUGCAGAACGUCAUGCAGAAGUGGUCAAUAGCUUAACAGAGGUUUUUAUGACUUACAAAACCUUUGUGCAAAUCUCUGAGGAUGCAUGCAGCAGGAAGUCUGAUGAUUUAAACAUGAAACUCCUGGCUCAGCAGUGUGCUGCACUGACCGCUGGGGUUUUCUGCCUGACACAACCAUUCAAGUGA